Messenger RNA from Vicia villosa (hairy vetch), 685 nucleotides. Its product is annotated as protein PXR1-like. Bases 227 to 601 code for a protein of 124 amino acids. NCBI's taxonomy places the organism in Eukaryota, Viridiplantae, Streptophyta, Magnoliopsida, Fabales, Fabaceae. The transcript is spliced from 2 exons. The record is from RefSeq and is a predicted model, not a curated record.
GACUAUUAGUGGAAAACAUGUUAGUACAGUUUAAAACCUUUGAAUUUCGAAUAUACGGGCAUUAGUGUUUCUCGCUUAAUCCGAAUUUGUGAAGGAGAUUUGUUUAUUCGACUCUGCAAAUUCCAUACAAAUUGAGGUUACUCUACGCAUUGAUUAACCAAUUUUGUUAGAUUUCAACUUCAAGAGGAAAACAAGACCAUAUUCUAUUGCAAAACUGUUGUCAAGUAUGGGUGGAACCGAAGAAAAAGAUAAACAUGGGGAUGAAGUUGAGAAGAAAGAUAAGAAGGAAAAGAAAGAGAAAGCCGUUGAUGAAAGUGGAAAAGAAGAAGAAAAAUCUAAGGAGAAAAAGAAGAAGAAAGACAAGGAUGGAAAAAAGACGGAAGAAAAUGAAGAAGGUGGGAAAGAAAAGAAGAAAAAAGACAAGGAAGGAAAAGAAAAGAAGAAGAACCCUGAAGACAAGAAGGAUCCUGUAAUGCUUAAGCAAAAGCUUGAAAAAUUAGACUCCAAGAUUCAGGCUAUGGUGGCUAAGAGAGAAGAGAUUUUGAAGCUACUUAAACAAGUCGAAACAAAUCCAACUGAACCUCCUGCAGCUUCUUCUUAGAUUAUUUGUAAAUAUUAAAAUAUUACAUUAUCUCUAUAAGAUUAUUUUGAAAUAAUUAAGAGAUAUGAUACACAUACACUAAAA